AUGAGUCCCGGUGUCAAGCGCAUCGAACUCAUCAACUCCCAGCUCGGUUUCUACAGUCGCAUUUGCUUGUUUGCUAGUGUUUGGCUGGUCGCGUACGUUUAUGGCUUGGACGGGACUGUACGGAAUACGUACCAGCCCGUUGCGACGGCGAGUUAUGCGACCCAUAGUCUGUUAUCCACGGUGCAGGUCCUUCGCUCGGUUAUUGCGGCUGCGGCGCAGCCCACUGCUGCGAAAAUCGCGGAUAUGUUCGGUCGUACCGAGCUGAUCUUCUUCUCGGUGUUCUUCUAUACUUUGGGAACCGUUGUUGAGACGGCCUCAAACAACGUCCAGACCUUUUGUGCCGGUGCUGUGCUUUACCAGAUUGGAUAUACGGGGAUCAUGUUCCUGGUGGAGGUUUUGAUUGGAGAUACGACCUCCACGCGUUCUCGUCUUCUGUUCUCCUAUAUCCCUGCGACACCGUUUAUUAUCAACACCUGGAUUGGUGGGAACCUCACAAGCGCCGUGCUCGGGGUGACGACCUGGCGCUGGGGAAUUGGCAUGUUCACGAUUAUCUUUCCGGUCUGCUCAAUCCCGCUCUUCCUGACGUUACUGUACGGCCAUAUAAAAGCGAAGAAGAUCGAGUCAUACCAGGGUCUUCUCCAGAUCCACGGGGCAAAGCGGUUCCUCGUUGAAAUUUUCUGGCGAAUGGACCUGGUCGGCAUCGUCCUGCUGAUCGCCGUGUUUGCACUUAUCCUCGUUCCUUUUACGCUCGCUGGGGGAUACGCCGAGCAGUGGAAGCAAGCGAAGAUUAUUGCGCCGCUGGUUAUUGGUGUUUUCUGCAUCCCGGUGUGGGUUUGGUGGGAACAGACCUGCAAGCAUCCUAUGAUUCCGUUUAGGCUUCUGAAAGACAGAGCAGUUUGGGGAGCUAUUGGAAUCGCGAUCAUGCUUAAUUGCGCCUGGGCUCUGCAAGGUAACUACCUUUACACCGUGCUAGUCGUCUCUUUCAACGAGAGCGUCCUCAGCGCUACUCGGAUUUCGUCUCUUUACAGCUUUUCCUCCGUCAUUGCAGGCUGCAUUCUCGGUGCCAUUGUCAUGAAAGUGCGCCGUCUUAAAGGUUUCAUCGUUGCCGGAACAUGCCUCUUCACUGUUGCAUUUGGUAUCCUGUACCACUUCCGUGGGGGGGAUAGCGGGUCGAGCCACAGUGGUAUCAUCGGUGGUGAAAUUCUCCUCGGUAUUGCUGGUGGAAUGUUCCCCUAUCCCGCACAAGCGAGUAUCCAAACUGCUACCAAACACGAGCAUCUCGCCAUCGUAACGGCCCUCUUCCUCGCGUCGUACAACAUCGGCUCCGCCCUGGGCAGCUCCAUCGCCGGCGCAAUCUGGUCCCAGACGCUUGUCUCAGAAUUAACGAACAACCUCGGCAACGCGACGCUCGCCGCAGAGGUCUACGCGGACCCGUUCACCUUUGCGGAAAACAACCCUGUCGGCACACCGGACCGGGAUGCGGUUGUCCUGGGGUAUAUGCAUACGCAGAGGAUUCUGUGCAUUGCGGGUAUCUGCUUGACGGUGCCGCUUAUUGCGUUCUCGUUGUGUAUUAGGGAUCCGAAGUUGACCAAGGAGCAGAGUUUGAAGAAGGCGGAGGAGAGUGAUAGUGAGUAA
Molecule: messenger RNA, 1635 nt
Organism: Aspergillus versicolor CBS 583.65
Lineage: Eukaryota; Fungi; Ascomycota; Eurotiomycetes; Eurotiales; Aspergillaceae
Gene: sit1
Product: putative siderochrome-iron transporter Sit1
Exons: 12
Coding region: 1-1635 (544 amino acids)
Biological process (GO): transmembrane transport; intracellular iron ion homeostasis
Cellular component (GO): vacuolar membrane; endosome
Molecular function (GO): siderophore-iron transmembrane transporter activity
Source: RefSeq, a predicted model, not a curated record